This is a messenger RNA of Paramecium tetraurelia, 1038 nucleotides long. RefSeq lists its product as uncharacterized. The record is from RefSeq and is a predicted model, not a curated record. Gene Ontology annotation, cellular component: phagophore assembly site membrane; extrinsic component of membrane; cytosol. Gene Ontology annotation, molecular function: phosphatidylinositol-3,5-bisphosphate binding; protein binding; phosphatidylinositol-3-phosphate binding. Lineage: Eukaryota; Ciliophora; Oligohymenophorea; Peniculida; Parameciidae. The transcript is spliced from 5 exons. Gene Ontology annotation, biological process: autophagy of mitochondrion; protein lipidation; protein localization to phagophore assembly site.
AUGAAUUCUACAAAGUCAGAAAUACUUUUUGCAGGAUUCAAUCAAGAUUCAAGCAUGUUUUGUGUUGGUACUGACACUGGAUUUCGAGUGUGCAAUGCAUUAAACUCAACGGAGAAAUUUUAAAGAGAUUUGAAAGGAGGUAUUGGUCAUGUAGAAAUGCUAUACAGAAGCAACAUUUUGGCAUUGGUCGGAGGUGGUUUAUAGCCUAAAUAUCCCGAUAAUAAAGUGAUCAUAUGGGAUGAUCAUCUUAUAAAAUGCAUAGGUGAAAUGAGUUUCAGAACCAAGAUAAAGAAUGUUAAAUUAAAAAAUGAUAGAGUGGUUGUAGUUCUUGAGAAAAAGAUAUUUGUUUACAAUUUCACAGACUUGAAACUACUUGACUAAAUCGAAACAUGUCCAAAUCCAAGAGGAAUUUGCACUAUUAAUACAGAGGGUGAUCAUACCAUUUUGGCAACAUUGGAGAAAUCAGUCGGCAAGGUUUUUGUAAACAAUUAUGACGCUAACAAAGCUUAUUGUAUAGAGGCUCAUGUUUCUCCAAUUUCAUAUCUUCAAUUAAAUUCAACAGGCACCAAGUUGGCCACAUCUAGUGAAAAGGGCACUGUGAUUCGUAUCUAUGAUACAAAUACUGGGCAAAUUUCACAAGAACUUCGAAGAGGCAAUGAUUAUGCCACAAUAACAAGUUUAGCCUUUGAUUAUAGAUCAUAAUGGUUGGGUUGUGCAUCUGAUUAAGGAACUAUUCACAUCUUUGCAGUCAAUUAAGAUGGCUUAUAAUAAGAAUAAUAAAAUUAAAAUUAGAGUUCUCACAAUCCGAAGAGUAAAUUCGAAUUUCUAAAGGGUUUUAUUCCAAUUUUAGGAUCUGAAUGGAGUUUUGCUCAAUUUAGAGUGCUGGAUACUAAGUGCAAAGUGUCAUUUGUAUCAGAUGAACAUCAAUUGAUAGUAAUUUCAUAUGAGGGGAAGUACUACAAGGCAUAGUUUGAUCCUUAAAAAGGUGGAGAAUGCAUAAAAGUGGAAGAGAAAUACUUGAUUAGUGACAAAGUUUGA